GUUAAGGUACUGAGGUCGUAGUUUUAGGGCCGCGUCCAAAGAAAGAACUUCCUUCACAAGCUGAACGAUGCAGAAUCUACCACCAACUAAGAAUACGAGCGACGAAAUAGAAGAUUCUGCUAGUUCAGAGCAUUCCAUUGAACAGACCGGAGGUCAUCCCAAAAAAGAAAACGGUGAUACGGCGGCGAAUCUGGGGAGUAAAAAAACAAAACCGGAAGAUUCACCUACUAAUUCAGGAUGUAAAAAAAUAAAACCGGAAGAUUCACCUACUAAUUCAGGGAGUAAAAAAACAAAACCGGAAGAUUCACCAACUAAUUCAGGGUGUAAAAAAAUAAAAACUGAAGAUUCACCUACUAAUUCAGGUCAUAAAAAAGUAAAAACCGAAGCUUCAUCGACGGUAGUUGCAGAAACAGAAGUCAUCAAAACCGAAGUAGUAACAGCGGAAGUAGCAACGACCGAAUUAGUAAAAACAGAUUUAGUAGCAACAGAAUUUGUAAUACCCAAAGCUGUAAUACCCAAAGCUGUAAUACCCGAAGUUAUAACACCCAGAGUUGUAAUACCCGAAGUUGUAAUAACCAGAGUUGUAAUACCCAAAGUUGUAAUAACCGAAGCUUCUUUUUAUGAUCAGCCAGAUCCUGAAGAAGUAGGAGCCCAAGCUUCUGCAAAGCCAGAAGAAAAUGGAGAUUGCCCUGAAGACUGUGCUAGUCCAGAACAAGCAAGUAAUCACCAAGAAAGUUCUACACAAACAGUGAAAGAAUUUUUAACUCAAGGAGAUGGCGGGGAAGAACCUCCAAGUCCAGAAAUGGAAAAACUAAUGUUGGAAGCAGCCUUUGAAAGAUGGGACCAAAAGCACAAAGUGCAGGGUGUCCUAAGCAUAACCAAGGAGAAGGCAGUUCCAAAAGGAGAGAAUUUCCUCUCUAUUGUAACGAGGCUAACUGUAAAAGUAGUCCUAGGAAGUGGAAGGCAGGUUACCAAACGUUUCAUACUGAAGGAAUUUCCCAAGGAUGAAAUAACAAGGAGCAUAUGUAAAAAUUCAGGGAUCUUCAAGUUAGAAACAAACACAUAUAGGAUAGCACUUAAAGAAAUGGAAUAUCUGAUGGCGGAAUUUGGAGACACAGAUGAUGUACUUUGGUGCCAAUUAAUUAAAUAUGAUCCUUUCUCCACUAUACUUUUAGAAGAUUUAACAGAUUACGGUUUCAAAACUGUUAAAAGGCAGUCAUGCCUUGACUAUGACCAUGGUAUUCUUGCUAUCAGAAAUAUUGCCAGAUUUCAUGCCAUGGCCAAGGUACUUCAAGAAAGAGGUAUUAUCAAUGCAACUGAAAAUCUUCCUUAUUCCCUCAUAAGUCAUCCAGGUACGGUGAAAAGUUUCUUUUACAAAGGAUAUGAAGCCGUCAGUAAAGGAAUAAAAAAGUACUGGGGAAAAGAAUGGGCUGAAAUUGCUGAAAAGCUGAGGUUACCAUUGAAAUACUUAGAAGAAAAGAUGUUGGAUAUCGGGAAAUUGGUUGAAAACCGAUUUUAUGUCUUGAAUCAUGGUGACUGUUGGUCAAAUAAUUUAAUGUUCAAAUAUGAUUGGAAAAAUAAACCCAUCGCUGUAAGAUUUUUGGAUUUUCAAGCACCUCAUUAUAAUUCUCCUGCAAUUGAUCUAACAUAUUUUUUGCAUCAGAGUAUGGAGCCAUCAGUAAGAAGAUCCCGAUUCAAUGAACUCUUAGAGAACUAUUAUGAAUCAUUACUACUUACUUUCAAUAAGUAUAAAUAUACUGGUCCAGUUUUUACAUUUGAAGAACUAACAGAUGAAAUGGAGCGGGUAUCUUUUUUUGGCCUUAGUAUGUUUACAAUCAGACAUGCUGUAGUCACUACAGAUAUGGAUGAUGCUAUGGACUUGGAGAAAAUUUUUCUUACAGAAGGAGAAGAGGGGUUAAAUAUUGAUAUAUAUAAAGAUCUUGCUCUCAUUGAUAGGAUGGGCCCAGAUUUAAAACUAAUAGUAGCUUUACAUGCAACAUGAAUUCAAUACUAUAUAUUAUUGUAAUACAAUUGUGUUACCAAUUCCAAUUGACGAACCUUUAAAAAAGGAAGAUUGGUAUUUUUAUCCUGUAAAUAUGAAUAUUUAUUAAAAUUUUUAUAAGUAUUUUGUUAACUGUAACUAAAGAUAAUCAAUGCCAUAUGAAUAUUGUAUGAACAUUAAGCAAAUAUUUUAAAUAAAUAAAUAUAAAACUAUCCAAAAUAG
Nezara viridula (southern green stink bug) is the source of this 2224-nucleotide messenger RNA. NCBI's taxonomy places the organism in Eukaryota, Metazoa, Arthropoda, Insecta, Hemiptera, Pentatomidae. The record is from the annotation of a GenBank genome assembly.